Colletotrichum gloeosporioides is the source of this 2856-nucleotide messenger RNA. RefSeq names its product Anaphase-promoting complex subunit 10. Gene Ontology annotation, cellular component: anaphase-promoting complex. The transcript has 7 exons. NCBI's taxonomy places the organism in Eukaryota, Fungi, Ascomycota, Sordariomycetes, Glomerellales, Glomerellaceae. Gene Ontology annotation, biological process: anaphase-promoting complex-dependent catabolic process. The coding region runs from base 1 to 2856 and encodes 951 amino acids. The record is from RefSeq and is a predicted model, not a curated record.
AUGGUCAGCGGUGGCUCGCAUGCAGACGACGACGCCUCUGAUGACGGCGAGGCAUUCCCCCCACAACGCGUCAACUGGGCUGCUAUGAGAGCAGAUGCAAGCAUGGAAGAGUAUCUACGAAAUGCACAGAUUCCCGAGUACUCGGAUGAAGAGGGCGGCAGCGGCCCUCUGGAAGACCUCGGUGACAUCUCCGCCGAGGACACCAGUGUCGAAGACGGCGAGAACCACAUCGGCCAGCAAGAAGAAGAACCCGAGUUCGAUCCUGUUGCUGCCGGCCUGAAGGAGAUCUCAAACCUGGGGAAGUUCACCGUCAGCAGCCACAAGCAGGGGAAUGGCGUUGAUCAGCUCCGGCAUGACAGCCUUAAGAGUUACUGGCAAUCCGACGGGCCUCAGCCCCACAAAUUGACCGUCUACUUCAUCAAGCGUGUCGGCAUCAGAGACAUCCGCUUCUACGUGGACUAUAACGAGGACGAGUCCUACACGCCCACCAAGAUCAUCUUCAAGUCAGGAACCAGCGAGAACAAUCUCAUUCAAUUCGCCACUAUGGAUCUGUCUGCACCUUCAGGAUGGCAGCUGGUUCCCAUCGCUGGCUCCGGCGGUGGUCCUGACGGCAACACCCUGGUGUCGUAUGUGUUCCAGAUGCAGAUACUCGAGAACCACCAGAACGGCAAAGACACGCAUCUCCGUUCUAUCAAAAUCUACGCAGCGGACACCGAUGGCGCGAAUGUCGAACGCGAACGGGACUCUAACAACGUCUCUGUACACAGCGACCUCACCAUGGAGGACGUUGCUGCGGAUGAAAGGCCAGCCGACCCCUGGGACAUUUCUGUACUUGAAGCCGGCCUUCCUAUUCCCGACUUUAUGAAAGAGCCUGAGAUUCGUCGUGCCGGAAGCCUGGUUUACGAAUUUCACGAACGAGAAAAUGCGAGGUCAGCUGAAGACCCUUUCGAGGCACAUCUAGAGCUUGUCCACAUCGAGCAAGCUCCUCCCUACGAAGCCUUGUCCUACACUUGGGGCAAGCCGACAGAACAACCGAGAGACUACAUUUGGCUCGACGGCCAUCCAUUACCCAUCAAACCAAACCUCGAAGAUGCGUUACGGUCACUGCGUUUCCCGAACCAAGCUCGGCGUCUCUGGGUUGAUGCUCUCUGCAUUGACCAGUCGAACCUGGACGAGCGCGCUCGUCAGGUUCAAUACAUGAGGCUAGUCUAUAAGAAUGCCGCCCGUGUCAUUGUUUGGCUGGGCCUCAAGACGAGUGGGACUCAUGAAGCAUUGCAAGCUGCGGAGAAGAUUGCUAGACUCAGAGAAUACACAGACCCGGUUCGCAACGGCGCGGAUAGUGCUCCGCCUGACUCGGAUACUCUUCAGGCUCUAGUCUCUAGCAUGAUGGAAGAUAUCCCUGAGUCUGCCAUGACGAAUUUGGAUGAGGUGUUCCAACGGCCGUACUUCACUCGCUGCUGGUGCGUCCAAGAGGUCGUGGUAUCGACCUGGGCCGUAGCCAAGAUUGAGGAUUUGGAGAUGUCGUUUUUCGACCUGAUCGCAUCAUCCUUAUUCCUAGUACAAUUGAAACAAGAAGUGGCGGUCAACGCACCAUGGGAGCUAUGGAACAAUAUCUUGAUGGUCCGGCAGCCCAACCAUCCAGUGUACCAGACAGAGGUGCAAGGUUCUCUGGGCGGCUUUCUGCACCUUCUGGAACUCACACGAACCUUUCAGGCGACCGAUGACCGCGACAGGAUAUUUUCUUUGCUGGGGAUCUGCGACGAGGGAAUCAAUCCUAUACUGGCUUUGACAGCGACUGCGAGUGGCCAGGUAAGCUGGCGCGGCCGCCUGGUCCGUCGCGGGUUGAAGCGAAUAUCUGAUUUCAUCAACGACUUCCACCCUCAAGGCACUUUCGGCACGCCCAAGGCGCUGAUGCCGGACUACAAGCGAGAGACAGUGGCGGUCUACUGCGACUUGGCCAGGUUUCUCCUCCGCAAGACACCGCGGGUGCUGGACGUCCUUGACCAUGUUUCGCACAACGAGGAGCCUGGGACGGGAGAGUACCCGUCUUGGGUACCUAAAUGGUUCGAGGGAAGAACGUGUCUCGUCUUUAGAGGAGUCUUCUUUACUGGAUUCUACUCGAAAGGCCGCACUGAUCCAUAUCUGGCCGAUCUGCACGAUAUUCCUGCGGUAGCUGCGCCGACGCGACCGCGGGUCCUCUCUGUCGAUGGAUACCAUGUGGACGUCGUGGAAAGGAUGAGCGAUAUAUUUGAGUUUGUCUCCGGGUCCAGGCUCGCAGGGUUUGCCGUUAUCAAGGCCUGGUUUGAUCUCUACGGCGUGCCCAUCAACCCCAGGAGGGGAACAUUAUACCGCGACGGAAGUUUGCUCGACAUGGCGUUCUGCAAGGCAGUCUUGGGCGGUUUCUUCGGGGCAUCCAUAGGAUCCAACUACUCCUCGAUGAUGCAAUAUGGCGGGUUCUCCAUGGCCUUGGACCAAAGCCUGUUUGGGUCGGUCGAAGAAAUAAAGCAGGAUACACUGGUCAAAGAUCUUUCUGAGAACUUCUUGGCCUUUACAACCUUCUUGGCCGAGUCUGGAGUCGUGCAAGAGUCGUUCGGAGACCCCGAGCGCGACAGAAAACUUGUGAGCUUCUUGGUAGGGGUCGCUGUUGCUGCCAACCACCGCCGCGUCUUUGUGACUCGAGACGGGCGCAUAGGGAUCGGCCCCAAGAUGAUGCGGCCCGGGGACGAGGUCAUCGUGUUGUUUGGCGGCCGCAUGCCUUUUGUCAGAAACACAUUCUCUGCUGCAUGGGAGACGAUAUCGGAACGAUUUGGCUGCAAGGCAAGUCAGACCCUCGGCCUAGCCCUCUUUGAGCGUUGA